Messenger RNA from Ascochyta rabiei, 1161 nucleotides. RefSeq lists its product as uncharacterized. Bases 1 to 1161 code for a protein of 386 amino acids. Lineage: Eukaryota; Fungi; Ascomycota; Dothideomycetes; Pleosporales; Didymellaceae. The transcript has a single exon. The record is from RefSeq and is a predicted model, not a curated record.
AUGGCGAACUCUUUCUUUCCCCUGCGACAAGUCGGCAAUCUAGACUUGCAGAAUCUGGGCGAGACUUUAUGGGACUGGAGGUUUUGCGGUAGUUGUGUUGACAAACCUUCUUGCACAGCAUCAGGAAGCUGCCCAUGGAGUCGUGCUGGUAGACUGAGUAGCUAUUGGGCGGCAUUCAAAGCUAUCACAAAAACGUACAUUCCCGACCAUGUUGGGGAUCCACCAGCGCUUAGGCACCACAAAGAUCUCCUGGAUCUGAUCAAGGUCAUAAAAGACCGCCCUAAGACCUCACGAAAGGAUUUGAUACUCGAGCAUUUCGGCAGACGGAUGAGCAUAGAGAAUGGACGGUGUACCCACGAUCAAAAUAAAGCUUUUGGUAUCGCUGCUAGUAUACUUCUCUGCAUGGCUUCUGCAGAUUCGCAUGAAAGGAUGAAUACGAUCGAAGCAGGCAUGCCGUUCCCUCCCUGGCGCGACACUCUUUCCAUCGAAACCUACAUGGACGAAACGUUCCCUCAAGAUCUAAAUGCUUAUUUCGAUUACAAUCGAUCGUACAGCGAGCGCGGAGUUGUUUUAGGGGCGUUGUCAGUUAGAAAUCUGCAGAGUGUCAGGAUAAACUUGGAAGCGACUUCAGACAUACGAUAUCAUCUGAUGUUCGACAACAGCACCAGAGUCCUGCAAGUUUUUCAUUGUACAUCAGUACUGCAAGAGAUCCUUUUAGCUUCCAAAGAGAACCCGGCUGCUUCGUAUUUACCACAGGCACUGAUACUCGAGUUGCUGGACACGAUGCAGCUUUUGUUUCCACCAAACCAAGAAACAUCCGAUCUGCGAGGUUCGCUCGUGAGAAGGCAAGGUUUCGACGCGGACCUUCUUUUCAAUGAGUCUGCCGGGUUUCGACGACACGACGACCUGAUGGAAGUCACGUACGCUUAUUUUGGCAAUCGGCUUGCGCGGUUGUAUGAUGAGCUGAAGGAUCCGAGCCCACGGAACUGGUUUGAGCGACUAUUCGAAGGCGGCACGAAGAGCGCAGAGAGGAAGAUGCUCAUGGCAACGACGAUUGGCGUAUUCAUUGCAGUAACCAUCGGACUGCUUGGUCUGGUGAUUGCCGGAUUCCAGGCUUGGGUGGGAUAUCAGCAGUGGAAGCACCCAGUAAAGGACCAAUGA